Strigops habroptila (Kakapo) is the source of this 5344-nucleotide messenger RNA. RefSeq names its product cordon-bleu WH2 repeat protein like 1 (gene COBLL1). Bases 1 to 4131 code for a protein of 1376 amino acids. NCBI's taxonomy places the organism in Eukaryota, Metazoa, Chordata, Aves, Psittaciformes, Psittacidae. Gene Ontology annotation, molecular function: actin monomer binding. The transcript has 15 exons. The record is from RefSeq and is a predicted model, not a curated record.
AUGCCUAGGCUCGGGGGCAAGGCGGCGCUGGGGGCGGCAGAGCAGGGCCGUCUUCCUCGGCCCGCCCCGAGCAGGGUUGGGAGGCCCAAGGGGCAGCCGGCGGGGACCCGCGCUCAUGCCGGGCCGUGCGUAGGGCCGGGUGAGGUGAGGUGCGAGGGGGCAGGUCGGGGCGGGGUGCGGCGUUUGGGACGCAACCGGGGCGAGACGGCUCCUCAGCGCCGCGGGGCGGGUGUGCGAGCCCCGGCUUCGGCGGCGGAGGGAGCGCGGCGGAAGCGCCGUCCGGGACCGCAGCGCCCGGCCGAGCCCAGCCAGGAGCGGGGAGGCGAAGGCAGAGGCAGGCGGAGCAGCGCGACCGUUAAACGGCUGCUGGCGCGCGGCAGCGGCGUCCCCUGCGCCUCGACGGCAUCUCGGCCUCUGGGAACGGGCGCUCCGCGGGACGGGGCUGCGGGACAAGGCCGUCGGGUCGCCGGCGCCCUUCGUCGUCGGGUCCGGCUCCGCGGGGAAAUCUGUAUAACGCAGAGUUCGCCAGCCGGGCAGACGGUCUGUGAGGUGUGCCUACGCCAGCUUUCAGUUGUCCGUGUGAAAGUGGUGGCGUGGGAGAGCUGGGCGCUCCUCGGUGCUUUGAGAACUGCCUGCACUAGAAGAGAAACAACAAAUAAGCAGCAUCUGUUGGGAGAACACUUUCAGCAACAGAUCAGUCAUGUGAAGUCUCAUUACACAGCUGUCUUUUGCAGUGCUGUUCUGGACCUUGUUUCCCCUUCAUUAAGAAAAUCUAAAGCUCCGCCUCCUCCAUCUGAAACAAAACCCAUUGCUGUUUCUCCGUUUGAUAACACAGAGUCAGCCAACCUCAUCAUGGAACAGAAAGAGAAUGUAAUUGAUAAAGAUAUUGAACUAUCAGUGGUCCUGCCAGGAGAUGUUAUCAAGUAUACCACAGUUAACGGGAGGAAGCCCAUGAUGGACUUGCUCAUCUUUCUCUGUGCACAGUAUCAUUUAAAUCCAUCAAGUUAUACCAUAGAGUUGUUAUCAGCAGAAAAUAGCCAGAUUAAAUUCAAACCCAACACACCAGUGGGAAUGCUUGAAGUGGAAAAGGUGAUUUUAAAGCCAAAACAAAUGGAUAAGAAGAAACCUGCUCCAGUUAUACCAGAGCAAACAGUAAGGGUAGUGAUAAACUACAAGAAGACACAGAAGACGGUAGUAAGAGUUAGUCCACAUUCACCUCUUCAAGAACUCUUUCCAGUUAUCUGUAGUAAAUGUGAGUUUGAUCCUUCACACACUCUACUGCUGAAGAAUUACCAGUAUCAAGAACCCCUUGAUGUGACAAAAUCUCUUAAUGACCUUGGACUGAGAGAAUUAUAUGCCAUGGAUAUCAGUCGAGCCACAUCACCAGUUGAUUUAAAUUUACCAUCUUUUCAAGACUCCUACCAAUCUGAAAACUUAGAUGUUCUGAAGGAGAAAGAAAACAAAGGAUUUUUCAGCUUUUUUCAACGAAGCAAGAAGAAAAGAGAACAAGCUGCCAGUGCCCCGGCAACUCCGCUGAUGAGCAAGCCAAGACCAACAUUUAUCACGAGAUCUGACACUGUUAGCAAGCAGUAUGAUUCAAACACUCUGCCAUCCGAAAUGCCGAAGAAACGGAGAGCUCCUUUACCACCUAUGCCAAAUUCUCAGAGUGCUCCCCAGGAACUUGCACAAGCCCAAGUCAGACUGACAUCUGAUAUUGUGAAAUCUAACAGCCUUGAUAGCAAUGAACAGGCCCCUCCAGGAUUAGUACGGAAAGGUUCUCUGCCACUCAGUGACACCGCUUCCGUGAACUCCUCUCUACGAAGGAUGAAGCGCAAAGCACCCUCACCACCCUCUCGAGCACCAGAAGAUCAAAGCCAAGGCAGUAAUGAGACUGGUGUAAGGAGCUCAGAAUACAGCUUGGAAGAAAUUGAUGAAAGGGAAGAGAGGAGUGUGCAACAGAGAGAGGACAGUGAAAGUACAAGUACCUCUCUUGGGAUACGAGAGGUUACUGCAGCCUUCAGCUCUGCUGAGGUACCACUGGAGACUGAAAAAAAUGAUCCUGCUUCAUCAGCUCCAGUUCCUGGCAGUGUUUCUGUAGACAACUCACAAAGCUUCAAGGAAGAAAAACAAGAAAAUAUGAGCACAGAUGGCAAAGGACUACAGACUAUGAUAAGCAGUGAGCAAGCUGCGUUUCAAAAAGACAGGAAGCUUAGAAUUUUGGAUCAAAAUAAAACUGACGAUCACAGUGAUACAAAACUCUUUCCAACAACAGAAGAAGUUAAAGAACUUCAAUCAGCUGAAAUUAAAACAGUAAAUUUUAGAGAAAAUAACAAGCUUGACGUUGACAGACUAUUAAACUGCCAGACAUGUAAAAAUGACAUCUCUGUAAGUCAUAGGAAUUAUCCUCAAAUGAUUCCAGAAAAGCAAGAUGAGAAAACAAAUCAAACCAGCUUGGACACAGUAAAAACUCAGGAUGUUGCAAUCCAGACAGGUCUGUUGGAUAGCAAUUUGGGAAGGACUACACAGAAAGAAAUUAUUGUUCCUCAGGGUUGUGAAUCAUCCACAUUCAGAGGACUGGUCCCUCAACUCAAUAGAGAUGUAAACAACUCCCUUCUUCAAGUGAUUCAUGGAAUGCAAGGGGAUGAAGAUAAUUUAACAGAACAAAAUCUUGAGAGACAAGAAGUUACCCAUGAAAAAGUAAUUUCCAUAAAAGAUCAGAGUCACAUUUGUAUAAAUGGCAGUAAUUUUGCUUCACCAGAAACAACAGCAAAAACUCCAGAUGACUCUCCCGUAAAAGGUCACCCUCUUUAUAGACAGGACGCCAAACCUAAACCCAGGCCUGCUAAUGAAAUUACAAGGGAUUACAUACCAAAAAUUGGGAUGACUACUUAUAAAAUAGUGCCUCCAAAAUCCUUAGAAAUAAUGAAGAGCUGGGAAUCAGAAAUUCCGUCAGAUCAUAAGGAUCAAGAGGCAUCUACUUUGGAAAACUCUCUGAAACAUGAAGACCCCAAAGAAUUCAUAGUGCAAGCUGAAACUCCUCAUCUUCCAAAAAGUGUGGGUCAUUUACAGGUUGGUUCACAAAAUGAACCUGCAGCAGCAAAUGAUCUGCUGCACAGAGCAAACAGCAUUUCUAAACAUGCUGUGGUGUCUGGAGCUGAGAUCACUACUGAGAGCAAUCAGACAGAAACAGAGUCUUCCAAACACCAUGUCCCACUGGUGCUAAGCUUGGAUAAUACAAAUGCUGCUUCUGAGACACAGAAUAAGUCAAAUGCAUUAAGUCCUACAACAAAGCCUAGUUCUUUUUAUCUGCAGAUGCAACGAAGAGCUUCAAGUCAUUAUGUGACAUCUGCAAUUGCCAGAAAUACCAGUUGUACUCCUAAUUGCAUUCAAAAUGAAGCUAAGAAUACAGAGAUGGGGAAAAAAAUCUCAUCACCUGAUCCAACUUCGCCUUUACACAAGUCAAGUACUUCGUCUCCUCCAGCAGAUGAAGAAAAUGAUGAUGAUGGGAAAAAAAUUGAAUCCUCCACUUCUCCUGUUAAAAGCAAUAAACCUUCAAGUUUUCCCUCCUGUCCACCAGCACCGUUGAACCUAAGAACUCUAAGAACUUUUGCAGUUCCAAAGCCAUACUCCAGUUCGAGACCAUCCCCUUUUGCUCUUGCUGUCUCAUCCGCAGUCAAAAGGUCACAGUCAUUCAAUAAGACGCGUACAAUCACUAGCCAGGCACCGAGAGAGGAAUUUCCUGUUGAACUCCCCUCUGCUGCUUCAGCAGCUGAACUCUCCUCAGCUACCUCUGUGCCUCGAGUGCAAACGCCUUCCUUGCAGGCCAUAACAGGGGGGUCGCAAAAUAGUAUAAUGGAUAAGAAAGACAGCAAUGUGAAUAGCGAGCAGAAGAGUCAAGCACAGUCAGGUGCUUCCACUGACCAUCCACCCCCUGUCACUAAGAGACAAACCGCGAUGACAUUCCAGCGCUCUGACCCAGAACAGAUCCACCAGAGCUUGCUGGCUGCAAUCCGCUCUGGAGAAGCUGCUGCCAAAUUGAAAAGGGUUGGUCCUCCAUCAAACACCAUAUCUGUCAAUGGAAGAGCCAGGCUUACUCAUUUGUAUUCCACAGAAGCGAAAGUUAAUUACUAGAUACUAUACCAAAUAUUUUGCACUUUACUACUGCUUCAUAGGCCAACUUAAUAUUAACUACAAAUUUUUGAAAGUGUAAAUGCAAGUAUAUAUUAAUAUAUUUUUGUCAAUUGUAAUAGAAAUUUCAAGCUGGGUCCUUUAAUGCCUUGGAAAGAUUAUUAGAAUAUGUAAAUUAUGGUAAUAUUUUGCCUUUUUCUCUUUAUAAAGCUGAGUAUGCUGCUAAAAACAUUUAAGAGAAGGUGCAGAUGAGCUUUGCUUAUGUUAACAUGAGAAUAAAAAAUUCCUGAUUUUAGCCUUUAAGACAGAACAAUAUGUAGCACUACGCUGAAAUUACACAUUUAAAGGAUUCUAAAGAUUUUAGAUCAUUAAUUUUCAAUUGUGUAUUACUUUAACAGACUGUAUGAAUUUAAAUCUACCACAUGCUGCCUCCAUAUUACUUUGUUAAAUUAAAUUUGCAAUUAGUAGAAAAUCUUAAAUAUAUGCAAUACUUCAUUUCUGUUUAAAAAAUAGAUGGGUUUGUUCCUUCAGCUGAGACUAGUUGGGAUAAGUAGUCUGAUUUCUUUUUUUUUUUUUUUUAAAUCUCCUUCAAUUUUUUCCUGGUAGCGCACACAAAAAAAAUCAGGAUAUAAAUUAUUGGAAAUUUUUGUACUACUUAAAAACUUUUCUUAACAGUAGCACUACAUGAUGUUUCUCAUCUAUUCUUUGAGUACCUGUAUAUAGUAUUUACCUAGUACUCAAAUAAGCAAUACUUAUUGUGAACUAGAUAUGUAUUGAAGUAGUCAUCAGCAUAUAGUCACUUACUGAUAAAAUGCAAAUUCCAGUUUUGAUACUUAAUGAAAUAGAAAUUUUUUUUCACUGGAAGUAUGACUAAAGAAUGAACUGCUUUGGACUUAUUAAUGUAAAAUAUUUUAAUCUUAAAACAGCACAAUAACACAUUUACAAAGCAUUCUUGUGUCUGAGAGCGUCUAUUUAUAGAUUAAGCGUUAAAUACCAAAAUGGGAAUAUACAUUAAAAGAAAAUGCUUCAUGUUAUAUUUUAUCUAUUUUGCAUUACCUGUCAAGGUUAUACAUUUUGGGGAGGGGAUGAAAAUAUGAUCACACUCAUGAUGAAAUAGCUAGAUUAUGGAUGCAUGCAGCAAGUGCUGGGGUAUUUGCCAUAUUGAAAUAUUUUCUUGCUGGACUUGAUUUAAAUAAAAGUAAUUGUAUUUAGUUUC